Molecule: messenger RNA, 1264 nt
Organism: Tarenaya hassleriana
Lineage: Eukaryota; Viridiplantae; Streptophyta; Magnoliopsida; Brassicales; Cleomaceae
Product: UPF0496 protein At5g66675-like
Exons: 3
Coding region: 204-1172 (322 amino acids)
Source: RefSeq, a predicted model, not a curated record
AAUGUUUCUCUACAAGGAUGGGUUGCUGCUCCACUUCCUCAUCCUUAGUUUUCUUUUCUCCUCCGACAGAGCAUUUGACCUAAUUUCAGUCAAAGAAAGGGAUGAACUUUCCAUAUACUGUGCUCUUUAAGAUCUAACAAACGCAGAUUUCACUUGGAGGGUAGUGGGAAAAAAAAAGCUUCGCCCAGCCCUUUGGGUCCGAAAUGGCUGGAGAGAGAUCUUUGUCCUUCGAUUCUCUCCGACAAGUUACAGGAAGCAUGUUGGAACUGAACAACGAGGUUGUAAAGAUUAUCCUCGAAGUGAAACAAGAAGAGUUCAAAAGCGAAAGCUUCAUGCCUCUGAUGAAAGCGUAUAUGGACGCCAGCCUCAGGAAUCUGGAUCUCUGUUCAACCUUGGAGCGUUGCAUCAAAUACGCGAGAGAUGGUCAAUUCACCAUUCAUCUCCAUUUGCGAGAAGCUGUUGAAGAUGGCGAUCAGAACAAGAUCCUGAUGACGAGAGCAAAGGAGGAGCUGACGAAACUCCGGACUGAGGACAAUCCUUUCCCUCAACAUGUUUCGGACAUGUUCGACGCGACCCAUCACAGACUCGAGUCUUUGAUUGUCGAAUCGAAUAACCAAACACGCGGAAUCGACAGAAAACUCAAGAGGAUCGAGACAUGGAGUAAGCUGUCGACUGUGCUGUUUGCAAUAGGAUACUUCUCGGUCUUGGUCUUGACAGGCGUAUCAUUAGCUGUAAACGUGCCGUCUCCUGUGGAGAUUCUUGCUAGCGCGUUGUUGGCUACGAUAGGAUCUAUGGGAAAAUGGACGAAUUACUAUUGCAAGCAAGAGGAGAAAAGAAUUCGAAGGGUGAGAGAGAGUCUUGUUGUCUCGGUGAGAACUGGGGCUUACGUCAUGCUGAGAGAUAUGGACAAUGUAAAGAUCAUCGUAGAAAAGUGGAGAGCUGAGAUGGAGAUUCUGUUGAAGAAGGCUGAAGCUGUUCUUAGAGAGGAAGAAGAGAUGGGGGAGAUGAUGAGAGAGUGGGAAACGUUUCAGGGAAUGACCGAAGAGUUAGAUCGAAACGUGAGUAAGGUUUCAGAGGACACGAGGAGAGCGAGGACGGUUUCUUUGCAGAGAAUCCUGCAGGUUAAUUCAUCAGAGGAGGACAAAAUUACAUGUUUGGAGAUUAUCAUGUGAAUGGUUUACAUCUUAAUGGCGGAAGCUUGGAGAAGAUGAAUGCCGGCAUUCAGACACCUUCGUCCUGUUUUUUUUUUUUUUUUUUUUUUUUU